ACAAAGAUUUAGCCAGAAAGGUAAUUUAAAGUCACACAUGACAGUCCACACAGGACAAAAACCAUUUGAAUGUGAGGUCUGUGGAAAAAGAUUUAGCCAUAACGGUACUUUAAACAGACACAUGAGAGGCCACACAGGACAGAAACUGUUUGUAUGUGAGGUCUGUGGAGAAAGAUUUACUAAUUUAAACUUACACAUGAGAGUCCACACAGGACAGAAACCGUUUGUAUGUGGGGACUGUGGACAAAGAUUUAGCCAGAAGAGUAGUUUAAACAAACACAUGRUAAUCCACACAGGACAGAAACCAUUUGUAUGUGAGGUCUGUGAACAAAGAUUUAGCCAGAAGGGUCAUUUAAAGUCACACAUGCGAGUCCACACAGGACAGAAACCAUUUGUAUGUGAGGUCUGUGGACAAAGAUUUAGCUGGAAGAGUAGUUUAAAGUCACACAUGAGAGUCCACACAGGACAAAAACCAUUUGAAUGUGAGGUCUGUGGAAAAAGAUUUAGCCAUAAUGGUACUUUAAACAGGCACAUGAGAGGCCACACAGGACAGAAACCACAAAUUCAGGCAGUUGGGUUUGUCCCCAUCCCUGCCCAAUCUGGCCUAUAAUUUUUUUUAUAAAUAAGUCCAUUACCCUUAUUGUUAUUACCCUUUAGCAUUCUGAUCACUUAAUUGGCAUAGAACAUUUAGUGGCCUUGUAUCUAACUGAGCCUUACACUGAACGUGACCUACUUUCAGUCUUUUCUACCAAUAGCCUAUAUGCCACAGACAUUCGGUCCAGCACUUGAUGCCACUCCCAAUACUUCUGGUUCACGGUCAACAUGGUGUUAGCGAAAUAUUUUUUCACCCAACAAUGACUCUUAAUGAUCUCCA
Austrofundulus limnaeus is the source of this 874-nucleotide messenger RNA. Its product is annotated as gastrula zinc finger protein XlCGF57.1. Lineage: Eukaryota; Metazoa; Chordata; Actinopteri; Cyprinodontiformes; Rivulidae. Gene Ontology annotation, biological process: regulation of transcription by RNA polymerase II. Gene Ontology annotation, molecular function: RNA polymerase II cis-regulatory region sequence-specific DNA binding; DNA-binding transcription factor activity, RNA polymerase II-specific. The record is from RefSeq and is a predicted model, not a curated record.